AUGGUUUCACCCGACGUCCACCACCUUUUCCAUCACCCAAUCGCAGACCAUUCCUUCUCCGCAGACAGGCAGACACUAGCUGUGGCCAGAGACAACAACGUUGAGCUCUACAGCAGGUCUGGGAACAAGUUCAGCUUGCAAGAUGAGCUGAAGGGACACGACAAGACUGUAACAAGUGUCGACAUUGCGCCGAGUACCGGGCGAAUCGUCACUUGCUCGCAAGAUCGCAACGCAUACGUUUGGGAACCGUCACCUUCCGGCUGGAAGCCUACGCUCGUAUUACUCCGCAUCAAUCGCGCAGCUACAUUUGUACGGUGGUCUCCAUCGGAGAAGAAAUUCGCGGUCGGCUCUGGUGCCCGGGUCAUUGCAGUCUGUUAUUUUGAGGAGGAGAAUGAUUGGUGGGUGUCGAAGCAUUUGAAGAAGCCCAUACGAAGUACCAUCACAACUGUGGCAUGGCACCCCAACUCGGUCCUUUUGGCGGCGGGAUCUACAGAUGCGCAUGCGAGGGUGUUCUCGAGCUUUAUCAAGGGGGUCGAUGCUAGACCCGAGAGCAGUGUCUGGGGCGAAAGACUGCCUUUCAACACUGUGUGUGGAGAAUUUUUAAAUAACUCAGCGGGUUGGGUACAUGGCUGUGCUUUUUCGCCAAGCGGCAACGCUCUGGCGUUCACUGCACAUGAUAGUAGUAUCACAGUCGUCUAUCCAAGCGGUCCUGAUGAGCCUCCCACCGCCGUCGUCAGCCUUAGCACGCAACUCCUGCCCUUCCUGAGCCUGAUCUGGAAUGGAGAGAGCGAAAUCAUUGCUGCUGGAUAUGACUGCGAAGUAUACAGACUGCGGGGUAACGAGCAAGGCUGGCAGAUUGUAGGCUCCAUGGAGUCGAAGGGCAGGCCCGGAUUGGAGGAAAUGCGUGAAGAAUCUGCUCUGAACAUGUUUAGGCAAAUGGAUCUAAAAGGAAAGAGCAAGGACGAUACCCAGCUCAAGACAGUGCACCAGAACACCAUCGCCACAAUUAGAACUUAUGAUGAAGCUGGCGGAACCGUCAGAAAGUUCAGCUCCAGCGGUGUUGAUGGACGAGUGGUCAUAUGGUCCACAUGA
Letharia columbiana is the source of this 1092-nucleotide messenger RNA. RefSeq lists its product as uncharacterized. Gene Ontology annotation, cellular component: Arp2/3 protein complex; actin cytoskeleton. Gene Ontology annotation, biological process: Arp2/3 complex-mediated actin nucleation. Bases 1 to 1092 code for a protein of 363 amino acids. The record is from RefSeq and is a predicted model, not a curated record. The transcript has 4 exons. NCBI's taxonomy places the organism in Eukaryota, Fungi, Ascomycota, Lecanoromycetes, Lecanorales, Parmeliaceae. Gene Ontology annotation, molecular function: actin filament binding.